This is a messenger RNA of Ceratina calcarata, 4462 nucleotides long. RefSeq names its product transmembrane serine protease filzig (gene flz). The transcript has 9 exons. Gene Ontology annotation, molecular function: serine-type endopeptidase activity. The record is from RefSeq and is a predicted model, not a curated record. Gene Ontology annotation, biological process: proteolysis. NCBI's taxonomy places the organism in Eukaryota, Metazoa, Arthropoda, Insecta, Hymenoptera, Apidae. The annotation marks the transcript as partial.
UCGGUUUUCCCGGCUGCUACCAUUGCUUCCACCACCGUAACCUUCCUCGACCACCACCACGACGGCCGCAGAUCCCUGUCCGAAGGCGCCGCUUAUGACUUAGCCACGCGAUUCCAGCACAUGCCGUGGCACGAGCGUGAAUUAGCCAACUCCUGUUCGCCUGUUCGCGUUCCUCCUGACAUGCCGUCCUACAUUCAGAUGGCUGUCGGGCUGAAUGUUCAUCUGUUCCUCGUCAUCCUUUCUUCGACGUCCGUCAUUUCACACUCUUACGUGCCGCAGGCCUCAGGCAGAAGAUUGUUCGGCGGAUACAGGAUAGUCCCGAAAGCGUGCCAGCCGACGAUCCCAUCGUUGGUAAAAUCGAACGAGCCGGCGAUAUGCAUGUUCAAUUACGAGUGCUCGCGCCGGAACGGGCAAGUGGUCGGCGCGUGCAUGGACGGGUUCCUGUUCGGCGCGUGCUGUCAACUGCCGUCCAAAAAUUCAGCGACCACCGUCGACAUCGAGGACGGUCCUGCGGUCACCGAUGAAAUAUUCAAUGUACACGAGAUCGAUCACGUCCCCGAUAUUCCCAUUUUGCUGAAUUCGGACGGAACGCCGCUCGGAAUGACGAUAUCACAGGACGAUCGCGAUAAGGUCGAUCAAACGAUCAACGACGAUUCCGAAUACACAAAAAUCUCGACGUACGACGCGCCGACGACUGUUGCGAAGCCGACGUCUGGAAUUUCGCAGAUCCAGGACACAGUUCAGAACGCGGAGAGACCGCAGUUACCCGCUCAGCCGGACGUAAGCCACUUGGAGGAGGAGUUCCCGGCUAUUUUGGGUCAGCAAAACGUCUUGGACGAUUUGGGCCUCCCGGGACUGUUGAGUCAUUCCGACAGUGUGCAGAGCAAUCACCCGGCGAACACUGUUGUUAAUCCGGUCACCACUUUACUGAGUCCUGAUCAGAUACUUCAGAUAGCCGAUCCGGUCGACCAACUUCCAGCCUUGUUCUCGCACGGUUUGGGCCAGAACAAUCACAGCUCGCCCGACACGAUUUUACUGAACGAGAAUGGAACCACGUUGAACGAAACGCAUAAUCCCGAUGAUUUAUUUAAACCUAGUGUCGAGUCCAUUACCGAAGAAAAAAAACCGAGCGAAGACACUACUCAACGAGCGAAGACGACUCCGAGCGAGAUUAAGAAGCCUCAAGGUUCUACUUAUCAGACCACGCAGUGGGUGAAGUUCCCGGAUCAAUCUUCAUCCGUUCACGACACGAGACUACCGGUGGUUACGCAGAUGUAUGCUAAUACACAGAGGCUGACGACGACGUCCCUACCCGAAGAGACAGCUGUUGACAAUUUCGAAAGGAUCGGUACAGUGGAAGAAAGAGUGUCGACGAAGAACAUAGAAGCCGUUGGUUCUACCAACGAAAGGACGACCACACCGAUGACUACUCUGAGUAAUACGAAAGAUGAUUUAGUGAGAGUACCGACGAUCACUUACGACACCUCACCUUCUGGCAACAAGAAACACGACACAGUGGACAAAGAGGAAUUAGCUAUCAAUCAUAUAAUCUCGAUUUUGAACGACACGAAGCCUGGUUCAGGGACCACGAUUCAGACGCCGAAUUCGUCCAUCAACAAAUGGGUCAGCAUCGACGAGACCUCGAAACCGUCUUUAACAAGAAUUUCGACGAGACCUUUCACCUCCGGGCCGACGAUCGCUCAGACCUUCCCGUAUACUUUUUACAAACCAGGACAAUCACCGAAUUAUUACAAUUACGAAACGGUUCCCACGGAGACCAGCUAUACCUCUUCAUCGACGUCGAACGCGAGACCAUCGACACAGUCUACAUAUUCUGGUAUCAGUACCUCUGAUUAUCCAGUGAAAACUACUACGAACCCACCUGCGCCAACGUUGAUAGUCCUGGGACCUCUCGGCACGGAAUACACGGAAACCACACAGAAAAUUGUCACGAAGAAGCCAGUGACCGAAACCGUCGUCACGAAUGUUUUCAAGCCUACGGUCGGAUCGGCGAGACCGAAUCCGUUCGCCACUAAGAAGCCCAGUGUAUCCACGACCAUCACUCACAACAUUAGCACAGUGAUCUCGAACGUUGCUACGAACAACGUGGUCUCUACGAGUUUCUUCAGCGUCAACGUGAAAGACGGAACCACUUCGAAACCGACUGUAAAUACUAAUUACAGUACAGAGCCCGUCGUGGCAGGGACUGAGUUCUCAGAGAAGCUGCCUACGAAGAGACCUACGAUCUGGACGACUCUUUCCGCCUGGCCCAGCAAACCCAGUUUUCAUUUGAGACCUUCUUCGGUUACUCUCUCGGACGAACCUUCGUCCGCUGUGAUCUUUAAAGAUCCUGUAACGACGACCAUGGAUUUUAAAGCGACGACCGCUUUGCCGCACUGCGAUGAGGACACGCCUGCUCCGGACGAUUUGAUCAAUUUCCCUCCUGUGCGAAAUCCGAAUCUGAACCUGUCGACGCCGAUCUCGCAACAGGAGAAACCGACCAUCAUGGGAGCAUACAAUAACAGCGGCUAUCCUGACAUAGAGAUGAUCAGCGAAAAUGAUAUUCCAACGCCUACUUUCAUCGAGGAUGACGUUCUUACGAAUAAAGUUGACACGUUCGUGAACAAAAUCGUGCAGUCGCUGCAAGGCAACUUCCAAGAUCUGAAAGAUGUGGUCUACAAUCGCGUUAACGGGUCAGCCGCGUCUUCGCCGGUUUCCGAAACGUCGAGCGCGACGAAGAGGCCGGCUACGACGACGAAGAAACCCGUGCGAAAACCAGGCUCGACGGUAAAACCGGGCUCGACGGUGAAACCGUCGUUUACCACAACGAAGAAACCAGCGACCACGAAGAGACCAGCGAAUCGACCGACGACUUCGAAACCGUCAGGCAGUCGCCCUUCGAAACCGCUGACUACUUCGAAACCGAAACCGACCACGGCGUCCAGUGCGACCACAAAGAAACCCCAAGUUACAACGAAACGCACCAAACCGACCAGAAGACCGACCACCACUCAGGCAGCGACUACCACCGAGGCAGUGGUAUUAGCCGAAGAAGAAGCGAGCACGUUGAACGCGAUCGAAACUACCACUACGAGUCAGCAAAUCACUUCUACAAGCGAUUUUCGUUCUCAGUGCGGGAAAAGACCUCUGAUGAAAUCGGGUAGAAUUGUCGGUGGUAAGGCAGCUACGUUUGGCGAAUGGCCAUGGCAGGUUUUAGUGCGUGAAGCCACUUGGUUGGGACUCUUCACGAAAAACAAAUGCGGGGGUGUCUUGAUUACAGACAAGUACGUCAUCACGGCGGCUCACUGUCAGCCAGGAUUUUUAGCGACGUUGGUAGCCGUUUUCGGUGAGUUCGACUUGUCUGGAGAAUUGGAAGCGAAACGCAGUGUGACUAGAAACGUUAGACGAGUGAUCGUCAAUAGAGGGUACAACCCCACGACGUUCGAAAGCGAUUUGGCACUUUUGGAGUUAGAAUCACCGAUACAAUUCGACGUCCACAUCGUGCCUAUCUGUAUGCCCGAAGACGGAAUUGAUUUCACUGGCAGAAUGGCCACUGUCACAGGCUGGGGACGUUUAAAAUACAAUGGAGGCGUGCCUUCUGUACUACAAGAAGUUCAAGUGCCUAUAAUAAAGAACUCUGUGUGCCAAGAAAUGUUCCAGACCGGUGGACAUUCCAAAUUAAUUCUUGACAGCUUCCUCUGUGCCGGAUACGCCAACGGACAGAAGGACUCUUGCGAGGGGGACAGUGGCGGCCCGUUGGUGAUGCAACGACCGGACGGACGAUGGUUUUUGGUAGGGACGGUAUCGCACGGUAUAACGUGCGCUGCACCGUAUCUUCCAGGCGUUUACAUGAGAACGAACUAUUUCAAACCUUGGCUGCACGGUAUCACCGGAGUCUGAGAGCUCGGGAAAUUGCGUAUUUCUUGAAUCACCGACGACUCCGUGCCACUUGUAUAAAUGUACAAAGGAAGAGUAAUUUAUUUCCUACGGAAUACGUAGAUAAGAAGACGAACGAAUACUCCAGUACGAUUUCGUAUACCAUCUCCAGCUUGAAAUUUCUUUAACUGCCAUUAUUCUUAAUAAGCAUUUGAACCUGUUAAUAAUUUAUUAUUAGACCGCGGGUUUUACACGAUUUUUAUAAGGAGAUCAAACGUGCAGGAAAUAUAAAGUAUUAUUUAUAAUGAACAGAAUUUGUAUUUAAAUCGCGUUUUGCAUAGAAAUCCGCAGUCUUCACUUCGAUUUUCACUUCUUUUUUGGUUUCAUUUAAAUUCGUGGCAAUUCUUCGAAGAUUUCUUAAAUUCGUAUACGAAUUAAAAUGCAAUAUACGCGUAGACAACAUCGAACGUGUGUUCCGUGUAUGUACAUGUACAAAUACGUGUACAGUACGUAUUUUGAUUACGAGUUGCGAGACUUAUUUAUUUCGUUGUUAGAGCUGUUAUUUAUUAAACUCAUUUUUAUACGA